Molecule: messenger RNA, 1261 nt
Organism: Carassius gibelio (silver crucian carp)
Lineage: Eukaryota; Metazoa; Chordata; Actinopteri; Cypriniformes; Cyprinidae
Product: uroplakin-1a-like
Exons: 8
Coding region: 133-888 (251 amino acids)
Cellular component (GO): membrane
Source: RefSeq, a predicted model, not a curated record
AGGCAGAGGAAAAGCAGGCGCAAUCUCAGACUGGAACAGUUACCACAGAUCAGACCGUUACCUUAUAAAUAAUCUCGAGUCUUUUUCUUCAGGAAAGUGUGACAAGGCGAGACAGAAAAACACACUACAGCCAUGGGAGCAAGAGCCUUGACAUGUUUGAUGUGUGUUGUUAUUGCUCUGAAUGCAAUCGCUGCUGCAGCAGGACUGGCAUUAUUCGCAGUGGCCAUUUGGGUAACAGUAGACGGGUAUAAACUUUACCCCAUAUCUAGCGUGUCAGGUAAAGAUGAUAUCUUUGCCGCUGCCUGGAUUGCCAUUUUUACAGGCUUUGCCUUCUUCCUCACGUGCAUCUUUGGCAUCUUUGCUGCCCUGAAAAGAAGCCGUGGAUUCAUGAUGGCGUACCUCAUCAUAAUGUUCAUCAUCUUUCUGUUUGAAUGCGCAUCCGCCAUCACAGCAGUGACCAACCGGGAUUAUCUGGUUGGGAACAGUAACUUAGUAAAGAAACAGAUGCUGCAAUACUAUGCGGACAGCAGCACACAAGGAAAGCAGAUUACACAGACAUGGAACAGAGUGAUGGAACAGGUCGAGUGCUGUGGAGCAGACGGUCCGGCAGACUGGUUUCAGUAUAACUCCACCUUUAAACAGAUGUUCGGUUCUACAUACAUCUGGCCCCUCAGCUGCUGCAAGAGACUGAGUACCUUUGAGGUGGAAGAUAAAGAAGGCUGUAUGGUUGGCAAGGCCACCACCAUAUUCUCAAAGGGUUGCUUCCAGUACAUUGAAUCUGUGUUAAGCCGUUACACCUGGGCUGUGAGUUGGUACGGUUUCUCCGUUCUCAUGUUAGUGUUUCUCACAUUAAUGAUUGCCAUGAUCUACUACAUGCAGCUGGAAUAACUACGUACACUGCAUGACACAUCUGCCAGCUGCACAGAUGCUUCCACUCUUGCGGUCACAGAAUAUUACAGAUGAUUGCAGAUUGCACAUGGAUAAUUGAUAUGACAAGUUUCAUGCAUUCUUGUAUGAUUAUCAUGCAUUCAUUUUUUAUGAUGUCCUAUUUGACCUCCAUUUAGCACAAAAGGAAAGUUCCAGGUUCAGUACAAGUUAAUCUUUAAAAAAAAAAAAAAAAUUAUAGAAUAAUGAAGUGCAAUAAUGCUCAAAGUUAAAAACUAAAAAAAAAACUAGUUAACAUCAUCUCAUUAUGUUAGGGAAAAAAGUUACUAGUUCAAAUAUAGCUUUCAUUUAACAUGUUUUAUUACGGUUAUAUAUA